This is a messenger RNA of Rattus norvegicus (Norway rat), 1488 nucleotides long. The record is from RefSeq and is a predicted model, not a curated record. Lineage: Eukaryota; Metazoa; Chordata; Mammalia; Rodentia; Muridae.
GGGAGGGUUGGGAGGGGAACACCCAUAAGGAAGGGGAGGGGGAGGGGGAUGUUUGCCCGGAAACCGGGAAAGGGAAUACACUUGAAAUGUAUAUAAGAAAUACUCAAGUUAAUAAAAAAAAAAGAGAUUUCAUCUUAAAAAAAAAAUAAAAAAAAAAUUAGAGUCAUGAUAAAUGGUAGGAUUUUUAAGGUUAUUAUGCAUAAAAAUAUCUUACGUCUGUGGCCAUCAAUUAUGGUAUAGGUAUAUUUGGCAGUCUCUACAUGAUUCCACCUCUAAAUGACCUAAUUUUUGUACUGUCGUGCUGUCAUGUGACACUUUACCAUCCCUAAAUAUAAUAUUUGAUAAGAGAGAAACCCCAAGCAUUAAAGAACAAUCUUUUGAGAUUUUACUAGAGGAAUAGAAAACAUUCAGAGAACAAAAGGUGAUCUUCUCUUUUGUCAGUCUAUGACAAAUGCUUUUUCAUGUAAAGAGCAAAGUCACAGAGCCUAGAAUGCUCAUAAAACUAGUGUUUGUGUUAUUUGAGUCAACUGUGUGAUGACACUAAGAAUUUGGAUAGAAGAAUGAAGAGCUCAAAUUUGGAGUAUGCAUGACUUUUCACGUGGAAAAAAACUUGAAUUUUGGUGUAUGUUUGAUUAGAGCAGAAGGCACAUGCUACACAAUCUCUGUGAUUCCAUCAACUACUCUCAAUAUAAUAUCAAUAUGCCAUGAGCACAUCUUCUCAUGAAAGAUUAGAAUACAAAUUUGAAAUUUUCCUGAACUCAGAAAAUUAUACCUGACUCUGAUGGUCUUGUGACACCAGUCCUUUUUAAUUGACUAUAAAAACCAGUGAUAUUCUGCUACAGAGACAUUCAAAUACUUGAGUAUUGCAUGAGUAACUUUUCAUCAUUCAAUUAAAUACUAAUUUUUAAGAAUAUGUGGGAGUAUAUAAAGUAUUUUUCAAAUUUAAUUAUACUACACAAUAUUACUGGGAAGAGAUAAAUCUGUGUACUUUUAAAACACAGAUAAAAUCAGAUCAUCUUGGGAAGAAGAAUGUCUAGGAUAAAUAAGAUCUUGUCCUGUCCACAUUCUUUUUUUUUUUUUUUGGUUCUUUUUUUUUCGGAGCUGGGGACCGACCUGUCCACAUUCUUAUAAGAAGACAUGCACCUCUGUCCUGCCCCAUGGACCUUGUGGAGUCUCGAACAUCGCAGAUCAAAACAUAAAGUGCGCUGGUGCUGGAUGGAGGGCCCAUUGGUCCGGCCCUGUGGGCUCACACGAGGUUAGAGGUAGCUCGCAAGGUCCUGCUGCGCAAGCGCGUCCAAGAUGUCCAUGCUUCUGCAUCUACACAAUGGCUGGCAGGUAGACCAGGCAAUCCAUUCAGAGGAGGACUGUGUGGUCGUCAUUCACUUCGGACACGACUGGGACCCCACUUGCAUGAAGAUAUACAAAGUUCUGUACAGAAUCGCCGAAACGAAAUGGAAGAUAGUGAGAGAUCUUCCUCAUCCUGUAUGA